AUGAGUUCGCGGUUUUCUGUCAAGCACUUCAGAAUGAUAUACAAUCGUUCAGCCAACACCCACGUCCCUCGAACUGUGACCACAAUGGCACUUGCAGCAGGUGUCCUGAAAAUAGUUGCACCUCAACCCGGUGCUAUUUAUCCCAUCCACCUACUUCUUGCCAUCGUUGUACUGACCAUCACCACAACCAUCUACCUUGCACUCUGUCGUAAAACUGUAUACCUUGUUGACUACGCUUGCUUCCGGCCAAGUUUCAACCUAAGAUGCCCAAAGGCAACCUUCCUCGAGCAUGCACAUCUCUCGUCUUUGCUUGAUGAUUCUACUGUCAACUUCAUAGGAACAGUUCUCAAGCGCUCAGAAAUGAGCGAUGAGACAUAUGUCCCGCCUGUGCUUCACUAUAUAGAGCCAUAUUGUGGGCUUUACGACGCACGUGCCGAAGCAGAGUCAAUUGUCUUCUCGGUGAUCGAUGAUCUUUUGGCCAAAACAUGCAUCAAUCGUGACGCGAUCGGUGUUCUUAUCACCACCUCAAGUAUAUUUUGUCCGAUACCAUCCAUUGCUGACAUGAUUGUCAAUAGAUACAAGUUGCGAGGUGAUCUUCGCGUAAUGAACCUCUCAGGGAUGGCGUGCUCUGCUUCAGUGACCGCAGUGGGGCUUGCAAGCAAUAUGUUGCAGGUCAUGCCUUGGGGGUCGCAUGCAUUGAUAGUGUCAACAGAGACCACUGGGCCAGGCCAUUAUCAAGGGAAUACACGCUCCAUGCAGUUGCCUAAUAUCUUAUUCCGCAUAGGUGGAGUGGCGAAGUUGUUGUCGACUUCUAGGUCGAAGGCUCGGUUUCAGCUUGCACAUGUCACGCGGAUAAUCACUGCGGCAAACAACUCCGCAUACCGAUGUGCAUACCAGGAGGAAGAUGAGAAGGGCAUCCUAGGGACACGUCUCACUAAAGACCUUAUGGUUGUCGCUGGAGAUGCACUCAAGGACAAUCUCACUGCAAGCGGGCCACUUGUAUUGCCGACAGCAGAGCUUCUCAAGUUUUUCUUUUUUGACAUUGUUGGAAAGGUGCUCUACUGGAGGAAGAUCAGACCAUACAUCCCCAACUUCUGUGUUGCAUUUGAACAUAUAUGCAUCCACGUAGGUGGACCGGCGGUUAUCAGCUCAAUACAGCGCGGCCUCAAUCUAUCAGACAAGCACGUUGAACCGUCACGAAUGACAUUGUAUCGCUUUGGAAACCAGUCGGCCGCAUCAGUGUGGUAUGAGUUGGCAUACAUCGACGCUAAAGGCCUAAUGAAGAAAGGCGAUAGGGUGUGGAUGAUCGGAUUUGGUGCAGGGUACGAGUGCAACACCGCUACUUGGGUGUGUAUACAACCAUCUUCCUGCGCGGAUGGACCCUGGGUUGACUGCAUCAAUUGCUACCCUGUGGAUAUCUCUAGAAAAGGUUAA
Molecule: messenger RNA, 1434 nt
Organism: Triticum turgidum subsp. durum (durum wheat)
Lineage: Eukaryota; Viridiplantae; Streptophyta; Magnoliopsida; Poales; Poaceae
Source: the annotation of a GenBank genome assembly